Aspergillus sclerotioniger CBS 115572 is the source of this 1275-nucleotide messenger RNA. RefSeq names its product structure-specific endonuclease subunit SLX1. The record is from RefSeq and is a predicted model, not a curated record. Gene Ontology annotation, biological process: double-strand break repair via homologous recombination. Gene Ontology annotation, cellular component: Slx1-Slx4 complex. The transcript is spliced from 2 exons. NCBI's taxonomy places the organism in Eukaryota, Fungi, Ascomycota, Eurotiomycetes, Eurotiales, Aspergillaceae. Gene Ontology annotation, molecular function: crossover junction DNA endonuclease activity; 5'-flap endonuclease activity. Bases 1 to 1275 code for a protein of 424 amino acids.
AUGGAUGAUGCGGAAGUUGACCAUACUAAACCAAUACCCGCCUUCUACUGCUGCUAUCUGCUGCGCUCAACCAAACAGCGCACUUCACUGUACAUCGGUUCCACCCCACACCCUGCCAGGAGACUUGCACAACACAAUGGUGACUCUAAAGGUGGCGCCCGCAAAACAGCAAAGGAUGACAAGAGACCGUGGGAAAUGGUCUUGCUCGUGGAGGGCUUCACGAGUCGUGUUGCUGCGUUGCAAUUUGAAUGGGCAUGGCAGAAUCCAAGAAUGUCUUCGCAGCACCCAGCAAAUCGCCACCAGCUCGAACUAGGGCCAGGCGGCGAGACUCAAGCUACAUCAGGGACUCAGCCCAGCGCGGAGACGGGCAAAGCUAAGCACCGAGGUCGUGGUUCGCGGAGAUCGCUCAAGGCCCACAUAGAAGACUUGCAUCUUUUCCUACGUUCCACCUAUUUCUCGAAAUGGCCUCUGAAGGUGCGCUUUUUCAACGCAGACGUAUACCAGUUGUGGAUAACUUGGUGUGAUCGCGUGGAUGGCUUGCUUCCCGACCAUGUCCGAAUCAUCUUAGAUGGGGAUUGUCCUAAUGACCACCUCCCAUGUAAAGAUGACUCGAGGGUGCAACACGUUGACCAGAUUAAGGCCGACUACAGCAAUAUCCACGAUUAUUUAGAGAAGUCGCAUUUCUUACUGGACGAUCCCACCGACUUGCGUUGCAAAGUAUGCCAAGCAACAAUCAUUCCAAGCGAAGAAUUGGCAGUGGUUUGCCCCCAGACCAACUGCCACUGCAUCAGCCAUCUAUUGUGUCUAUCAACCAGGUUUCUAGAUAGCGCCAAGGAGCCAGACCAGCUAGUUCCAAUUGACGGAAAUUGUCCUCUAUGUGAUAACCUCAUACAAUGGUCAACAAUGAUGCAAGAACUGAGCCUCAGAAAUCGUGGACGCAACGAGGUUCAGACGGUCUUGCAAAAGGCCAAAAAGUCCCGUGGAAGGACGCCUGGCGCUAUCCAUGUAACGAGCGCUGCUGACAAAGGAGCCAAUGCUAUGGGAGAACCAGGCAGCAGAGCUGAAUGGGUUGAGAGUUCGACGGGCGGGUCCAGCGACAGUUUCGAUGUGAACUGUCGUGAUGACGCUAGUUUGGACGAAAACUGGACCGAGACCUUGGAUUUCGAUAUAGAGCCCUGCAUCUUGGACCACUCCAGGACCCAUAACACAGGUACAUCUAGAAUUGAGAUCGUCAUAGAUGACAGCGACUGCGAUGAAAUGGAGGAAUUGGGAUGA